CCCGAGAGUCGGCGGCGCAGCGAUGGGCGCGGACGCGUGGGCUGAGAGGGUCCGCGCCGGCGGCGGCCCGGGCGCAGCGGGGCCCCCGACGAGUUCCCGCCCGCCGCGGCCGCCGCUCCGGCCUCUCCCCUUCCUACUUUUGUUGUUGCUGGAGGCGCCCGGCGCUCGGGCCGCGGGGUACGAGACGUGCCCCAAGGUGCAGCCAGACAUGCUCAAUGUGCACUUGUUGGCCCACACACACGAUGACGUGGGCUGGCUCAAAACGGUGGACCAGUACUUUUACGGCAUCGAGAAUGACAUCCAGCAUGCAGGCGUGCAGUAUAUCCUGGACUCGGUGAUCUCUGCCCUCCUGGCUGAGCCCACCCGCCGCUUUGUCUACGUGGAGAUGGCCUUCUUCUCCCGCUGGUGGCUCCAGCAGACAAAUGCAACGCAGGAGGCCGUGCGGGACCUGGUGCGCCAGGGGCGCUUGGAAUUCGCCAACGGCGGCUGGGUGAUGAACGAUGAGGCGACCACCCACUACGGUGCCAUCGUGGACCAGAUGACCCUUGGGUUGCACUUCCUGAAGAACACAUUCGGCAGUGACGGCCGCCCCCGAGUAGCCUGGCACAUCGACCCAUUCGGCCACUCGCGGGAGCAGGCCUCGCUCUUCGCUCAGAUGGGUUUUGAUGGUUUGUUCUUCGGGCGGCUGGAUUAUCAAGAUAAGAAGGAGCGGAAGGAGACGCGGGAGAUGGAGCAAGUGUGGCGGGCCAGUGCCAGCCUGCCUCCCCCAGCCACUGACCUCUUCACUGGUGUGCUCCCCAACAUGUACAACCCUCCAGCUGAUCUGUGCUGGGACUCGCUGUGCAGUGAUAAGCCGGUGGUAGACGACCCCCGCAGCCCCGAAUACAACGCCGACAAGCUGGUCGAUUACUUCCUGCAGUUGGCCGCUACCCAGGGCCAGUAUUACCGGACCAAACAUAUUGUGAUGACCAUGGGCUCGGACUUUCAGUACGAGAAUGCCAACAUGUGGUUCAAGAACCUUGACAAGCUCAUCCAGCUGGUCAAUGCCCAGCAGGCCAACGGGAGCCGCGUCCACGUUCUCUACUCCACCCCCGCCUGUUACCUGUGGGAGCUCAACAAGGCCAACCUCACCUGGUCGGUGAAGGAAGACGAUUUCUUCCCCUACGCCGACGGCCCCCACAAGUUCUGGACCGGCUACUUCUCCAGCCGGCCGGCCCUCAAACGCUACGAGCGCCGCAGCCACAACUUCCUGCAGGUGUGCAACCAGCUGGAGGCGCUGGCGGGCCCGGCGGCCAGCAAGGGACCCUACGGCUCGGGAGACAGCGUGCCCCUCCGGGAGGCCAUGGCCGUGCUCCAGCACCACGACGCCGUCAGCGGCACCUCCAAGCAGCACGUGGCCGACGACUACGCGCGCCAGCUGGCGGCCGCCUGGGGGCCCUGCGAGGUGCUCCUGAGCAACGCGCUGGCCCGGCUCAGCGGCUCCAAGAAGAAGUUCACGUUUUGCCGCGGACUCAACAUCAGCGUCUGCAGGCUCAGCCAGACGGCGAAGCGCUUCGACGUCACCAUUUAUAACCCCUUGGGGAGGAAGGUACGGUGGAUGGUGCGAUUGCCGGUCACCAAAAGCGUUUACGUCGUGAAAGAUCCCAAUGGGAUAACUGUGCCUAAUGAAGUAGUGAUACUUCCGAGCUCACAGAGUCAGGAGCAGCCCCCAGAGCUGCUCUUCUCGGCCUCAGUGCCUGCCCUGGGAUUCAGCAUCUAUUCUGUGGCCCAGGUGCCUGGCCAGAGUCCCCAGGUCUCUACCCCACAGUCCACCGAGAGCCGGGCCCAGACCCGUGUCCUGACCAUCGAAAAUAAGCACAUCCGGGCUACAUUCGACCUCAACACGGGGUUCUUGGUACAAAUUGAGAACCUGGACCAGAAUCUCCUGCUGCCUGUUCGCCAGGCCUUCUUCUGGUACAAUGCCAGCACAGGCAACAAACAAAGCUCCCAGGUCUCGGGUGCCUACAUUUUCAGACCCAACCAACAGAACCCACUGCCCGUGAGCCGCUGGGCUCAGAUCCGCCUGGUGAAGACAGCGCUGGUUCAAGAAGUGCAUCAGAACUUCUCAGCCUGGUGCUCCCAGGUGAUUCGCCUGUACCCGGGACAGAAGCACCUGGAGCUGGAGUGGACGGUGGGGCCGAUACCUGUGGUCGAUGGCUGGGGGAAGGAGAUCAUCAGUCGCUUCGACACGACGCUGCACACAGCUGGACGCUUCUAUACAGACAGCAACGGCCGGGAGAUACUGGAGAGGAGGAGGAACUACCGACCCACCUGGAACCUGACUCAGACCGAGCCAGUGGCGGGAAAUUACUACCCGGUCAACACCCGGAUUUACAUCACGGAUGGGAACAUGCAGCUGACUGUGCUGACCGACCGCUCCCAGGGGGGCAGUAGCCUGAGGGACGGCUCCCUGGAGCUCAUGGUGCACCGAAGGCUGCUGCUAGACGAUGGCCGCGGAGUGGGGGAGCCGCUGGAGGAGGCGGGCCCGGAAGGGGCCGGGCCGGGGCUGUGGGUGCGAGGCCGCCACCUCGUGCUGCUGGACACGGCCCGGGCCGCGGCCGCCGGGCACCGGCUGCAGGCGGAGAAGGAGGUUCUGGCGCCGCAGGUGGUGCUGGCCGCGGGCGGCAGCGCCCCUUACCACCGCAAGGCCGCCGAGCGCAAGCAGUUCUCUGCGCUGCGCCGGGAGCUGCCGCCCGCCGUGCACCUGCUCACGCUGGCUCGGUGGGGCCCGGGGACGCUGCUGCUGCGCUUGGAGCACCAGUUCGCCGUUGGGGAGGACCCGGGUGGCAACCUGAGCUCCCCCGUGACCUUGGACUUGCGGGACCUGUUCUCCACCGUCAGCAUCACCGCCCUGCGGGAGACCACGCUGGCGGCCAACCAGCUUCGGAAGGACGCGGCCAGGCUCCAGUGGGACACGGACGCGGGCCCGAAGCCCCAAACCGUGCCUGUACCGCUGGACCCCGCCGCUGUCACGCUGCAGCCCAUGGAGAUCCGCACCUUCCUGGCCUCUGUCCAAUGGGAAGAGAAGGGCUUGUCCGGCUAGGAUGACCCCUUGGGAACAGGAGGUCCCUCUUUUAGGGCUGGGAGACUUCCUGCUUCCUCUUGCUACUGUUACUGCCACAGUUGAAAGUCAUUAAAAUGCCACCAGCAUGGCCCAGUUCGA
Molecule: messenger RNA, 3202 nt
Organism: Choloepus didactylus (southern two-toed sloth)
Lineage: Eukaryota; Metazoa; Chordata; Mammalia; Pilosa; Megalonychidae
Gene: MAN2B1
Product: mannosidase alpha class 2B member 1
Exons: 24
Coding region: 23-3082 (1019 amino acids)
Biological process (GO): mannose metabolic process
Cellular component (GO): lysosome
Molecular function (GO): alpha-mannosidase activity; carbohydrate binding
Source: RefSeq, a predicted model, not a curated record